Molecule: messenger RNA, 1626 nt
Organism: Ceraceosorus guamensis
Lineage: Eukaryota; Fungi; Basidiomycota; Exobasidiomycetes; Ceraceosorales; Ceraceosoraceae
Product: NAD(P)-binding protein
Exons: 3
Coding region: 309-1253 (314 amino acids)
Biological process (GO): fatty acid elongation
Cellular component (GO): endoplasmic reticulum
Source: RefSeq, a predicted model, not a curated record
UCCUAAUGGCCAGCGUCGGGCAAGGCAUGACGCAGAUGCAACCCUAUCAAUCUUGAAUCAAUCAUCCUGCCAUUCACGAUUCACGCGUCUUGCCUUUGCGUGAAAGCACCCACGCGUAUUUCACAUCUGCAUGACCUGCUACGACAAGACCUGACCAAUCCACCACCAUCAUCCUCGCCCCGUCUUGGGCCAGCUCUCCUGACUCCUGUCCACUUGCCGCACCAAUCCGACCUCACUCGCGCACACUUGCACCUACUCUCUCCGGCCGGAACAAUCAUCGCACUGCCGUCUAAAGGGUCGCAUCCACCAUGUCGCAUGCCCUCCAUCGUUACUUUCACGCCAACGCAAGCGGUUCCACGGGGAGCAACGGCUCCUCUAGCGAUGUCAAGACCAUUGGAGCUCCUUAUGCUCUCGUCACCGGAGCGACGGGGGGUAUGGGCGAAGAGUGGGCUUUGCAACUAGCAGAAUUAGGCUUCAACAUCAUCAUUCAAGGUCGAAAUCGGACAAAGUUGGAAGCUGUCAAGGCUCAAAUCUCCAAGCGACAUGCUGCUGCAUCCUCACGCAACGCCGGCGAUGCGGUCGAUGUACGACUGUUGGUGUGCGAAGCGACAAUCUACCCAAAUGCAGGACUGACGGACGGACUAGCCGCUGUACUUUCAGACUCUUCCAUUCGACUGACAGUUCUCAUCAACAAUCUUGGUGUCAACGUAACGCACUUUCCCAGAUUGGAAGAUACGAGAUCGGAAGAGAUUGCAGAGAUUGUCAUUGCCAACUCGUUCUUCCCGGCAGAAACCGCGAGGAUUUGUCUGCCGCAUUUGAAAAGGCAUCAGCCUGCUUUGCUCGUCACUGUGACGAGCCUCGGCGCUUGGGCCACACCGCCUUACCUGGCUCCUUACAUCGGAACAAAAGGCUUCGACGUGGCUUUCUCCGACUCUUUGCGCAACGAGCAGAUCUCGGAAGGGACGCAAGUAGACGUGGUGUGCAUGGCGCCGGGUCAAGUGCAAAGUGGAAUGUGCAACGAGCCAGUAGGAUUGAUGAUUCCCACAUCCAAGGACUGGGUCACUUCCGCCAUUGCUUCUUUGAGGUCUACGUGGUGGACUCCAGUGCCUGCUGCUGUGAUCGCCCCAUGGACCCCACAUGCGUGGGGCCAGUGGUUCACAGCUCUAGCACCUAGAUGCAUCAUCGGUCCCAUGUCGCGCAACAUCAUCAAGGAUCUCAAAGCCAAAGAGGUGGACGCGAGAAAGGGCUUGUGAGGUCUCGUACGAUGAGAUUCCAGUUUGACUACUAGCCAGCACGGAAUCGAGAAUCGAGGGCAUCGAUCGAGCUCGUAGCUCUGCUUUGGGUCAUUCCUGCAGAGCCCCCGGGAAAGUCCGAAUCAUUUCGAAAUGAAAGCGGGAUGAAUCGAGAAUGCAUGAGAUACCCUUGCACCCUUGCCACCCUCUCUUUGUGCACGAGCCCAAGUGCUGAUCUGACCAUGAGCAUCGAAGCGCAUUCACAAUUCGUCACUCACGACUCGAAUGCAGGGAAUGUGUCGAGUCGCUCGCUUCCUUUGCUCUGUAUGAGGACCUCCUUGUGAUCGCUUGAUCCAUUCAUUGUUCCCCGAGUCGGCUCGCGAGUCAAGAUCCA